UUACAAACCAGGAAACUUAAGUAGUAAGAGAGUGGCAUCACAAUACAAACCAGGAACGGGGAUACGCAAUCUGAGAUUCUCUUUUUACGAUUUUCGUAGGGUUUGGAUUCAGAGCGGGAAAUGGGAGUGCUUUCCAACAUGAUCGAUCGGGAACAACUGAAGCCCGGUGAUCACAUUUACUCUUGGAGGCAAGCAUACAUCUAUGCACACCACGGAAUAUAUGUCGGUGAUGGAAUGGUGAUCCACUUCACCAGAGGAGCAGGUCAAGAAAUUGGAACUGGAACUGUGUUGGACAGUAUCCUUUUCAGUUCAUCUCCCUCUCAUUAUUCUGACACUCCAUGCCCGAGAUGUGGCGACCAAAGUACAAGUGAUGGUGUCAUCUCUUCCUGUUUGGAUUGUUUCCUUUCUGGUGGUAAUCUAUAUGUCUUUGAGUAUGGUGUCUCGCCUGCAUUUUUUCUGGCCAAAGCUCGAGGAGGCACCUGCACUCUUGCUCCUUCUGAUCCAACUGAAGAUGUCCUUCGCCGUGCUUCAUUUCUUCUUGAAAAUGGGUUUGGUGGCUACAAUUCUUUCAAGAAUAACUGUGAAGACUUUGCACUUUACUGCAAAACAGGUCUUCUUGUACUCACAAGCCUCGCUGUUGGCCGCAGUGGUCAAGCAGCAUCUUACUUAGCUGCUGCUAGUACUAUAGUUUCAACUCCGCUUCGUUUUAUGACCACCAGUUUCAGUGGUUUGGCAUUGGUUGGUUUCAGUUUUUACUGUGUUGGCCGAUUGGUAUCUGAUAUUGGAGUACGUCGUGACGUGGCCAAAGUUCCAGUGGAGAACCUUAUAGCUUCACCUGCCUUAGGUGUACCAGAGAACACGGCCCAGAUGACUGAGAAGCUUAUAACUUCACCUGCCUUGGGUGUACCAGAGAACACGGCUGAGAUGGCCAAGGAAGAUUAGCGUUGGUUUGGAAAACUUUCAUAUGGAAUGUUAAGCUUGAUUAUUAUUGUAAAUGGUUACAUGUACACAGUUGAAGUCAACUCCCUCCAAUAUCCGUUGUUUUUAUUUGUGCAGAUUCUAUUUAUGUAACAUGUUCUUUACUAACUAUUCUAUCAUUUGGAUAUUACAUCACUUGCAAAAUUUGUGUUGCUACCUUGGUAAUAUAUAAAAAACAGUGGAUUGGCUCUA
Messenger RNA from Cajanus cajan (pigeon pea), 1170 nucleotides. RefSeq names its product protein LEAD-SENSITIVE 1. Lineage: Eukaryota; Viridiplantae; Streptophyta; Magnoliopsida; Fabales; Fabaceae. The record is from RefSeq and is a predicted model, not a curated record.